Molecule: messenger RNA, 9682 nt
Organism: Spirometra erinaceieuropaei
Lineage: Eukaryota; Metazoa; Platyhelminthes; Cestoda; Diphyllobothriidea; Diphyllobothriidae
Source: the annotation of a GenBank genome assembly
AUGAGCGACUUGGAUGCGGAAAGUUUUCGGGAUCCACUGCAGGAUGUAGUGUAUGAAGAACCACCUCUCGGUACCCCGAGCCCCGUGAAGUUCCUCGACGAGGAGUUUCACGAUGCUUGUUCUUUUGCUGAACCAGAAGUAAACGCCACGGAGUGUUCGGACGAGGUUUACGAAGACGCAUGUCACGAUUUAAAUCCCAAAGACGACACUGAGCAUGAUAUUACCCCUGAAGAUCGUGCCCAUACGGAAAGUCUUCUUUCACCAGAAGAGAUAGAGGUAACAAAAUAGCGAUCUCGCGGGAACUUCAUAGGCUAGAAGAGUUGAAGCCAUUGGUUUGAAGGAAGGCGGCAACGAGUCAUACAGAGCAGGGGAUUUUAACUCAGCUUUGGAAGCUUAUACAAAAGCUUUGGAACUCUGUCCGCUACAACUCAAGUGUGAUCGGGCCAAGAUAUACUCCAAUCGUGCUGCAUGUCACUAUCGACUUGUAAGUUUGAUUUUGAAGUCUUGUCAGUUCUUUUAUUCUUACAGACGUCAGAGCGCGAGCAUUCUUUUGUCGUUUCCAUUAAAUCCUUUCUUGUCUGUGAAUUUUUCAAAGCAGGAAUCCACUGAAACAGAUCCGACUUACGGCCUUAUCAGGGACUAAGGUUGUACAUUCACUAUAAUCGUCAUGCCUGUCAAGUCAUAACUCCGGUUUUAAGGCAUCCUUUGAAAUAUUCGCAUUUAAGUACUUCACCCGCCAGUCGUAAUCCCAAGUUCCGGAAGCAGACAGAUCUGGCUCUUGUUGACUUGUAGUCAUAGGACUGAAACGGCUUACCGAAAGAACCCUUAAGAUGGUCUAUUUGACUGAAAGGCGAGUAUGACGGAAAGUCAGUGACUUUUAGUUUUCUUUUUAUGUUCCCAUAUAUUGUCCUAGGCCUCCCCCUUAGAAAGAGAUUAUAUUGACCACUGAGCUCUUUUCUUCACGCGCAGUUGUUAACGGCCCUGAGGACCGAUAUCUUUUAUCUUAGAACUGUCAACCAUCCGAUAAUCACGUCAAAAUUUCAAGACAUCACGAAAUGCGAAUCUUUUGCCAGUAUAUCCGCGCCUUACUCUAACCUCGGCUUGGCUGACUCUUGUUCUGUAUCGUGCACUCAUUUUCAACAUCGAAGAAAAAGUAUAAGGAAACCUUUGUGAAUAUGCCAACGAGACUUGCGUCAGGGUACUUCUCACGCAAUCUACACCUUCGCCACUAUGAUAGAAAAGCGGUUAAUCACACCUAUCAAGUUAUUUCACCUCACCAGACCAUGGCAUCAGAGUGCCCACAAAGACGUGUGGGCCUCAGCCAGACUGUCAUACUCUACGCGUGAACUAGUUUUGUCCUUUCCCAGCCUCGCUGGAGAAGGUAGGGCCAUGCGACACUUCGUAGGUUAGGUAGAGAUGCAACACUACCUUCUAUGAGAAGAGGCGGAGAGGUUUUGACUACUUUUUCUUUGCUUCCUAGCCCCUAUCGGCAUUAAAAUCUCGUCCGGCUCAAUAAUGAGAUCACCACAUGCAUCGGAAAUGGCAAUGAUUAACGCCUCCUGGAGGUCCGAUUGCGACCGUUCUAUUGUCCGCAACCAAUUACUAAUGACCGGAUGUUCUGGCGUAUCCUAUUCAUCCCUGUUGGUUGGAUUCCUUGGACUUAGUGUGGCCUCAACAUUUAAAUUUUUUUCCAACAUCGACUGCGCUGGCAAAACCGCCGUGACAGCUACUGAUUUCGCAGUCACUACUAAUUCUCAGGUUCCCUCUGACAGCCUAAUAUGACGGAUAUUUGUAAAUAAUUAGAGAUCCGGUUUCCACAAUGGUACGAGUACGUACGGAAUAAGCACCCAACUCAAUAUUUCCCUUGGGGGCUUUGCUAGUAUUUUACAGUGCCUAUGAAACCUUCACGAUUUUUAAGGCUUUUUUGUACCAGGUGUUUGUCUGCCAAAUCACCCGCGCCUUAAGAUAUUGGAUUGUUGAUUGAGACGCGUAAACUGGAGAUUGUCGAUCACUGUUUUCAGAGAGAACCAUCUUUAAGGCAAAUCUAGCGACUGCCUCGCGUGGAACAGUCCGAGAUCACUGUAGUGACAACAGAAAAUAUACCGACCUAUCCAGUUAAGACGCCUGAAGUGGUUUUAUUCGCAUUAUUCGCCCGUUCCGUGAGCGCAAUGCCACCGUCCUAGACCAGACGCCGUUGCAUAAUUAAAAGACGACGUCUAGCCGGACAGUAAAGCGCGGUUCGACAGUCUAUCAAGUUUUAGUACUGAAUCUUCACUGCUGAAGGAUUACGCGGAUCGAGCUCACCUGACUUACCACCACGAUUAGUCACACGAGCAAGAGCCACCUACGAGAUGUCGUUCAGUGUCAGUCACCGCUGCAACCCUCAAAAAUGAAGGCUAGAAUGGACAGAUGUAAGCCGGUUUCCCAAACAACCAUCGUCACCCCCUUUUUAUUCGUCAAACUCGAGCUCCCAGGUCUGCUACCAGGGCCUGUUCUUGUGCCCCUUCAAUGAGUUUCAGUACUUUUUUCUGUUCCCGUCAUACUCCUUUUGUCGUUUUGCUGAUUUGAAUUCCGUCUUAUUUACCAUGCCAUUUUUCCUACUGCCUGUCCUCGCCACCAAUUAGAAUUCCCCCGAAGCUGCUCUUCUGGAUUGUGAUGAGGCACUCACACUGGAGCCCGACUACAUGCGCUGUCUCAUUCGUAGGGCCGAACUGAGAGAAUCCUCCGACAGGUUAACAGAGGCCCUCGAGGAUUACCAACACAUUCUCAAGUUGGAUCCCGGAAACGCUAAGGCCCGUGCAGCCUGCGCCGUACGUAUGCCUGCGUAAUGACGCAGCGCUCUUUGAUUCUAAAUAAUUUUGGUAUAUUAGGCACUUAAUGUAACACUGGGCUUCAAGGCAGGGACACAGCUUUUUCGGAACUAAUACCUCUAAGAUGUGCCUUCCGUGUUUUGCGCUGCGGGCACAUAAGCGUUGACUUCGGAAUUUAGUCCCUUAUUUCAUCUUUCGCGUCCACUUAAAUGUGAUAAGUCGAACGGAAUCAGCGUUGUGGUUUUACCUCUUCCCAGUUUCAUUUUUUAUAGGAGUAAACCAGUUGUUGAUUACUUGAGUUUUCUUCACAUAGCCAUGUGUAAAUGCGAAAGCUGUUUUUACGACGAAAGCAAUUCAAUCAAUAUGCGAAGUAGAGUAUUCGCUUGAUGUUGCGAACGCGUACUCGGUUGCGUCAUCGGUAAAAGUAAACGACCCUUGGACCAGAAUCAAUUUUCUACAUUUUGGCUUGUGUUAACCUUCUACACCCUGGCCGCCAGGCCCCAACAUAAGGGGACACUUCUACCCAAAACUGUGGGAAGUCGUCAACGAACUUCCCAACCAUAAUCUCGAGUCUUGCCUGUCAGUUUUUUCGUUUGUUUCUGGCGUCUUUUACAGUCUAUGGAGACGGUAAACGACUGACCCGGUAUUUUGUUGACGGGUUGGCCUUCAGCCAAAUCUAUACUCCCUAGUUGGCUAAGGGUUGCCUAACUGGAUGUCACGCUUAGUGUAGAAAUUGGAUAUCGAAUCUAGGUCAUUCCUCACAUAAUUUAGGAAGUCCAUCUAUCACUUUUGUCCAGAAAACUCCCCGCGGUGCACUUUGAUGUAAAAAUGCUGCCACAUUAACCAUUAAAUUUAAAACAAACAGCAGAUAUCACCCCUCAGACGGAACUGGAAAUGAAUGAUCGUCAGUAAAGUGCGGAGUCCCUGAUAUAACUGAAAGUGGCAUUGGCUUUACCCAUCGGUAUUUCAUUGACAAGGUAGGUCAAUCUCCGUCCCACAGGAAUGACCCCUCCUGCCAACUUCGUGCACUCGUGGCGAGAUUUGUCAGAGAUACUUGCAGAAGUCAUUUGGUUGAAUUAGUUUUUGUAUGUCUUAAACGCCAGUCGCACUCGAAACCACAUAAGGAAUGCCCGACUACAGUAUUACUAUCCGUGUUACGAGGCCCGUCGGAACCGAUGCGCUCCACAACCCUGGUCCAGUGGUGCGAACGAAUAGUAUAUGAGCUAGACUACGUAAUGGGUUAUGGACUCUUGGUGUUGGAUGCUGGAAUGGGAAUGUUUUUUGACUCUGGUGUCUGAUGUAUGACAGCACAGUCUUUAUCAGUUCGUCGUGGAUCUCAGCCGCUUGUCUGAAGUUCAAAUCCCCGACUCAGACUCUCAGGGCAUAAACACCCGGAGUGCAUUCCCACUUCAUCAUGUGCCACAGCGACCCACGCGACUCCUCCUCUCAGACACGGUGUGACGAUUGCCCUCUUGUAACAAGCGAACCGUGCACUACAUGGAUGGGGACCGAUCAAUGACUGGAUGGCCUACGUUCGGCCGAAGAGCCACUUUACGGAUAUCGCUGUCGUCUUCAUAUACGCACCAACACCAGCUGCCGAACAGCGCGAUAAAGGGACCUUCUACUCGCAGUUGCAAGCGUUAGUUAAAAGACUCACCCGUUGUGCUCUGCUGAUUGUUGCCGGGAACGGGGGUUACCGGACUGGACCUAAUAACUGUUUAAACAGUCACCUUAUCGGCCGUUUUUGACUUGGAUCUUGAUGCGACAGUGGUGAAAGUAUUCUGACAAAAUUAUUUAAUUCACCCACCCACGCCGCAGUGACUGGAUCAGCGGAAGGACCUUGCAGUUGUCUGCCCAGGCGGUUCGAACCAGGUUCCGUAACGAUGAGUCCUUCCGCCAACUCCAGAAGAUUAUGACAGAGCCGACUAGGGAUGACCCUCAGGAAUAUUGGGUUGAAACAACGGUCCUAGUGGAGCAGGUCUCAACCAUUGGCGACACACGGAAAUUAUCAAGUUAUCCACAAAGAUAGCGGUAAGUCCUCUGCACUGAGUGACUGUCUGCGAUGUCAGUGGCGGCUUUAUUGCUGACAACUUGGACAAAGUCAACCGAUGGCCUGAGCACCUCGAGCACCCUCUCAACUUCGAUGCUCAACCCAUUACACUUUAGCCCUCCGCAGCGGAUUUCUCUCCCUAUCCAAUCUAUGCGAUGUCACGCGACCCCUUUCUGAAUUAGAAGUCGUCGACGCACUAAAAAGGCUGCGAAACAGCAAGGCAUCCGGGAGGAUGAUAUUCCUGCUGAAAUGUACAAAUCUUGUGCGGACACUGGCUCCCUGCCUUCAUGAGGUGACUGAGCAGGCGUGGAGGGAUGAGGUCAUUCCUGGUGAUUAGGACACAGGCAUCCUUGUGCCUGCCUUCAGAAGGGAGAUAAGACAAGGUGCGAGAACUACCGCGUUCUAAGCCUCAUCAACAUUGUUGCAAACGUUUUCACUGUUGUCAUUUUCAGGCGACUCCAGACUGUGCGUGACAAAGACGAAGCUGACCAAGCUGAAUUUCAUUUUGGGUGUGGAUGCGUGAACCUGAUAUUCACACGACGGCACAUUCUGGAACCGUCUUGCUUGCUACAAUUUUUGAUGCAUCACAUUGUGUCAUGAAAAUGUAAGGUCGUUACUUCGGCCGGUUUGUCCAUAAACGCUGAGAAGACCUAAUUGUUUUCGGGCUGCAUCCCUGAUCCUCGGGAUUAAUGACUGUCAACUUGACGAAGUAGGCAGUUUCAAAUACCUCAGGGCGAGGCUGCUGUCGGAUGGAUAGAGUUAGGACGACAUUGUCUCUCGAACCGAUGCUGCUCACGGGGUUUUCACAAUCCCUACAAGGUGUCCAUCGGCUGGACGCAACAUCUUUAUCGCAACGAAGAUCCGCGUGUGUCGUGUGUCCGUCCGGUCCGUUCUUCCCUAUGGCUGUAAACGCUGGACUUCACGUGGAAGAUAAACGAAAACUGAAUAUAUUUGACUAUGGCUGCUCAAGUACACCAACUCUGUCGCAAUUGAAACAGUCCGCGCUCACUGUGACAUCGAGAAUAUCCCAGGCAACUUAGGAAGGACGACAAAACUACCCUGGGCACGUUCGUCGUCCGCCUCAUGAGUUCACUGUUGCUAUCCUCGAUCCGGCGCCGUUGUCCAGUCGGAGGCGUCGAAAAGGAGACCAACUCGAAACCUGGCUCAACACAGUUCGCCAAGACGGUUCUUGAACCCUCGGUAUUUGCUCUCCAUCCCUGGAGAGCAGAAUGGGUUGAAUUGUCGAGAUCCGCUGCCGCAGACCGUCGCGUGUGGGGAGGUACAGUCCGUGGCAUCGAAGUCGGCCAGGUCAGCUAUAAUCACAGCUGUGCCAAGAACUCUCAGCUUACCAAGCGGGCUAUCGGCCUGGCCAAUCACUUGCAAAUCCACCGCGCUGUGACCGGUGAACCGGUAUCACGACCCCCAACAUCCAUACCUCGCGUCCGUCUCACCUCUGUACAUUGUCUCAGGUCAUUUGGUCAUCUCGUGGGCCUAUUCAGUCAUACGAUAUCACACAAAUUUUUAGCAAAACAACUUCGUCCAGACCACAUCACGACACCGCACCCUAACUGCACACCCAUACACACACUUUAUUCUACACAUCGGCCUACUCCACAUAAUGCGCAUACGCGACACCACACUUCAUUCCUGCAGCAUACCUGCGGUCAACUUUUCCAUCAUCGUUAUGGCGGGCAAAACCUCGUGUGUAGGAGAAUUCAUAUUGCACAUACAUGGGAGAUAUGUGAUUCGCUGCCGCCUGGUCCAUAAAGUGGGGGUCCAGGUCGUAUGUAGCACACUUACACUGACUGCUCAGCCUGAUCAGUCACUGCGUCUCAAUACGAACUGUUCGACAGGCUCAGAUAAGCAACUUGUGCAUGGGGGAGUGAGACUAUGACACAUCAGCACACCCCCUUAAUGAUGAACCUGACACGCCUGAACAUAUCACACGCUGAGUCGGUGCUCGGAAAGUUGCAAACUGACGUAUAACUCGAUCCUUUUCAGAAUUUAAGAUCAGGCCUCAGCGACUCCUUAAUGUGGCCGUUAUGGCAUUCCCACUUAUGCUAAGUCAAAGCCUCCCUCACUGUAACCCGGUACACGGAGAUUAGCAAUCAGAUCAUGUGUGUGACACGCGUAGAUGGCUUUUUUGACCUCGGCAGCGCCCGCGCCAACUUCUGGUCGUCUUGAAUCUGUCCUGGCAUCGGAACGUGGCGAGUGAAGAAGGAGAUAGUGCGACAAAUGCGCCGAAAGUCUGCCUUGCUACAAGCAGACAGCGCAGUCGGACAGCGGUGGACGUCGUCGUCGUCGUCGUCUGCGACACUCGGACUAUCGCUCCGAGUUACUGUUGACAUGGUGAAUACGCAUUAUUUACCACUGCCAACUCAGGCAGGAGCGUGGGAACUUCGAUAAUACUCUUAAUUUCGAUGGCCGAGCAGUUAUUGUCCCUCUGCGCUAAAGGCAAACAUCCCCUCCAACCGUCAAAGUGUCAACAAUGGGGUACUGCUGCAAGAUUGGGCUCCCUAAAAUAAUGUAUGUUGAUGUCUAGAAAUUCCGUCAGUCACUUGAAUUCUACGUCAAGCACAUCCUCUAGAAUGCACUAGCAGAUUUAGUUUUAUGCUUGAGGGAUGGAUAUAAUUCGGUUAUAAAAAGUUUCAAAUUAUGAGGUUUUUUAAGACCUUGAAAUGCCUUUUCGUAAAACAUCGCGUCUUUGCACUUAUUAAUGUUGCAUGUAAAACUUAUAAUAUGGCUUGAAUCCACUGCUAAAUUUUAUGAACCCCAUAUGGUGUCCUCUUAAUAGCGUAUAGAAAUGUAUGAUUUUCCAUACACGGAAAAUGUACAGCUUGCAGUUUGUAAACCCCGAAUGCAAGUGUAACGACAGGUCGGAUUCAAAAUUAUUCAGGAAUUGGAAAAGUUUUUUCAAAACCGAAUUAUACCCUUCCUUCAGGUAUAAAAUUCAAAAAAGACGUAAUUUUCUACGAAAUGAGUGAAAGAAUGAGUAUUUUUACGCAUGUUUUCCAUGAAAUAUACUUGCAUUUAUAAGGGCAUCGAAAAAAAUCGCACUGCUUAAAUAGUCAUUUUUUGCAGAAUGCGGCCUUUUCAGGCGGCCGGGCAGAAGUUCGUUCAAAGGCCGGCAUCCUGAAGUAACUGAAAUAUCUUGAGAUUAUGGUGCACGGUGAUUAAUAUUGCAACCCUCCUUAAGUAAUCUUUUCGAGUCGAAAACGCAUUUCAGAAUUUCUGUUAACAUUUCAUGAGUUAGCACAUCUACUGUAAGUAAAUUAGACCUAGUGACUGACUUUCGUCAUUAUCGAACUUGGCUCCUGAAUUUAGCGUUUUGUGUGGGAACGACAGCGAAUCAGGCCGGAUUCAUUGUUGGACCUCGGUGCGUUGAAGUAGUUGCCCCAGUGCGUCACAAACCCUGUUCAACUAAAUCUGCUCGUGCAUUCUAGAGGAUGUACUUGACUCGGACGGCGAAGAAUUUGGAGUUGGAUUUUGACCGAAUGACAGCACCGCAUCGACACCGCCAUGUUAAUAUUAUGUUACGGCCAUCCAUAGAGUGUGACUUCUCAGGUGGAAGAGGCUACUAAAUUAUUCAAGCUAUUCGCCACCGUCUACACAGAAUUUUCUUGACAUUUAUCCCUGAGUUGGAAAAGCCUUUCAACUUGAAAACAGCGGCCUGAAGGUCGGCUAAACACGCGUUGACAACUUUUAGCCAUGAACUACGUUGGGAAUAUGGUAAAGCCAUUCUCAUUUGCACUUUUACUACAAAGGGUACUGCUUGUUUGCAGAAUGAUCAUGGUGCAUUUGACUGCAAGCUGCUGUUCACGCAAUCUUGUGGUCAGACGUCCGACCAGCAUACCUAGCACCACAAUGUUAACACAGUAUUCCGCAGAUCACUGCUGAUUAUUUGUUUUCCCGACUUGUGGAUAACACAAAGGUAAUCUGCCUAAAUAGGUGCAUUUAAAGGAGUUUGAGACAACCAUGGCCUUAAUCUUCGCGGCCGUCGUGCUGAGCCAAAUCAAGGCUGCAUCUGUUCAUGGCACGCCUUUGUCGGACUGCGCUGAGUCCUCAGCUAUUGCUGUACAUGCAUAUGGCAUGUGUCGGAGGGCGACGCUUACGCCACGUUAACCGCUGCGCCCAACCACAUCACCAGUCGACUGAACGACUUGGAUAUGUUACUGUUACACGAAAGGGGUAAAAAAGAGGCCGGUCCGGCGCCUAGUCUUCUCCCUUCAAACCAACAAACCCACUUCGAAACUAUCACGACUGGCUAACAGUCAUGGCUUGGAUGGUUGCCAACUAAAGUGAUGUCUCGGUUCCGCUGUAACAUGAGCGUCGGAUUGCCCCUUACUAUGGCCUUCAACGCACUGUCGCCUGUGUGAGAUCCUUUGGAUUGGCUCAAAGAAUUAAAGAACACAAUUUUUCCACCGAAAUUUAUGUAUCUUUUCCUCUUUAAAUAAAAUUCCCUAACCGCCCUGACAUGCAGACUAUGAAGCAAAUGUUUAAAUCCCACCUAUCUUGCCUUCGAACAUAGACUAGAAUCCCCAACGCAGGUAAGAACUACUAUGCGUUUAUUAUUCGACUCGCUUCUCCCUUCUUUUACAGCAGUUGCACUGAUUUUUCACAUUAUUUUUCCCGUCCUUAAUUCUAGCUCCUCCCAGACAAGAUUACCGCGCAACAGGAGAAGCUGAAGCAAGAAAUGCUUGGACAGUUGAAACAACUGGGUAACAUGGUGCUCAAACCGUUUGGUCUUUCCACUGACAAUUUCAAAUUGACUCAAGAUCCCAACACGGGUGGUUAUUCCGUCAAUUUCACACACAAUACUUGA